Messenger RNA from Arachis ipaensis, 1704 nucleotides. RefSeq lists its product as uncharacterized. The record is from RefSeq and is a predicted model, not a curated record. Lineage: Eukaryota; Viridiplantae; Streptophyta; Magnoliopsida; Fabales; Fabaceae.
AUGGCAAGUGAGGAAGAGAGUACUCUUGUCUUAGUGCAUUGCUCUGGGAAAAUCCAAAGAAGUAAAAAAUAUGGUGUGAAGUUCACUGAUAGAGAACCAUUGAGUAUUUUCAACAGUUCAUCAAGCACUUUGUCAGAGUUGAAGAACAGCAUCUUGCAGAAGCUUGGGGUAUUUGGUAGCAAGUGGGUGAAAAAGCUAUUCUACAAGAUUUCCAUCACAGUUGUCUUGACCGGUGUUAAGUAUGAUACCUUUGUGCUAGCGGCUGAUGAAGAUAUUAGGGUUUUGUUUCAUUGUGUUAGGAGUUUUCCGGAGGUCAGAAUACACGAGUUGUUCGCGAAGCUGGAGGUUGGUGUCGAUAGUUCUGGGGCAUUAGCUCCAGUUCAUAGCUUGACUGCCGCGGGAGGUGCGUCUAGUUCGAUGCCUGUGGUAAGACCACCUGUUCCGCUGGUCGGAUCCCCCUCAUUCACGGCUGAUUUAGAUCGAACGGAGGUUGGUAGUUCUGUACUUGUGGAGAAUCCAGGGGCCUCUGGGCAGGCAUAUGUGGUGGGCACCGGUGGUGGCUUGAUCCAUGAUGCGCAAGGCUUUGGAGAACCUGAUCGAGUAGAGAAUGCAAUGUGUGACGAUGACUCUGACCAGGAGCCUGUAGAUAUCGUUGGGGACAGUGAUAAUGACACAGGUGCCAAUCCACAUACAGAGCAUGGGCAUUCAAGUUCUGGCACUCAACAGUACCCUCCACACUUCUCCACUCUUAACUUGGAGGCUUUGGGUCAACAAUCAGACGGUGGUCCUACAGUUGGGGGCUCUUCUACAGAAUUUCAGAUCGGGCAAUUAUUCCAGAAUAAAGAUAAGGCUGUUUUGAGUGUGAAGGACUAUCCGUCGAGGUGUUCAGUACAGAGUCAUCGAAUCAGACCAUAUGAAGUAUCAUGGAAAAUGCAAGGAGUUCGGGAAGGAUUCGAUCACCGUCAGCUGGAUUACCACGUUAUCUGUGCGAGGAUUCUUCCCUUGGUUAAGGCAGAUGCUGCGGUUACGGUAAAGGUCUUGCAACAAGCUACAGAAGCCGAUUACGGUUUCAGGCCUAGUUACAGGAAGGUUUGGAUGGCCAAACAGAAGGCAGUGGUACAAAUCUAUGGAGAUUGGGAAGAGUCAUACGCGGAGUUGCCACGUUGGAUGCUAGGGGUACAGUCGAUCAUGCCUGGGACAGUUACUGUGUUGAAGACCUCUCAUGUUCUACUUGGGGGUGAGGUCGAUGAGUCAACCGUGUAUUUUCAUCGACUUUUCUGGACAUUUUUACCCUGCAUCGAGGCAUUCCGGCAUUGCAAGCCCCUAGUGAGUAUUGACGGUACCCACUUGUAUGGCAAGUACGGAGGCACGCUGCUGCUGGUGAUAGCGCAGGAUGGGAACUCGAACAUCCUCCCGAUAGCCUUCGCCCUUGUGAAGGGAGAAAAUGCAGAGUCAUGGGCAUUCUUCUUGUCCAACCUACGAUCGCAUGUGACACUACAGGAGGGUCUCCUUGUUAUCUCUACGUCGAGGAACACGAUAAUCCACCGCAUCUCCAUCACCAGCACCAGGGAGGUCCUCAUCCAAACGGUCGUCGAGCCAUCGCCACUCUCGAUCUGUGGUACGUGUGCCUAUACGCCGACGUCGAUCGACUCGCCUGUUAUCUGGUCUGUCGUAAACCUGCACCCUGGGAGGUGCCUGCGAUGA